Chelonoidis abingdonii (Abingdon island giant tortoise) is the source of this 3369-nucleotide messenger RNA. Lineage: Eukaryota; Metazoa; Chordata; Testudines; Testudinidae. The record is from RefSeq and is a predicted model, not a curated record.
AUGGUGGACAAAGACUUUAGUACGCAGGCGCUGGCGAGCGAGGCCCCUCGAGCCGGGUAUAGGAGGCCGAAAGGCGCCGGCUCGGACAGCCCCGAGGCGAAGGACCCGCGGUGGGAAGGCGGGGCGCACACGGCUCUCGCGCAUGCGCAGUCGGGCGCAGCAGCGACGAGAGGCGGCUGGAGGGAGUCGCUCCAGGGAGGCGCCGGGUCCCGCGGCCGUUUCGCCCCGUUCCGAGCCCGCAGCGUCUCCCCGGCCGGGCCUGGGCGCGUCUCCCCCCCGCGGGGACCGGAAGUGACGGUGAAGGAUUUCAAAGAGCACAUUGCGGGCUCAGUAAAUAUCCCCGCGGAGAAACAGCGUCUGAUUUACCAGGGGCGAGUCCUGCAGGACGACAAGAAGCUUAAAGAAUAUAAUGUUGGGGGCAAAGUGAUCCACUUGGUGGAACGUGCCCCUCCCCAGGCUCAGUCGCCCACCUCUGGGGGUCCCUCUGGAGCCAGCUCUGCCUCAGCCCCCCACAAUGGCAUUGGUGGCCGGGGAGCCGGUGCCACCGUCCACGACCGUAACGCCAACAGCUACGUCAUGGUCGGGACCUUCAAUUUACCCGUCAGCAUUAUGGACCCGCAGCCGCCCUCACAGAUCGACGGAUCCUCUGUGGAUGUUCAUAUUAAUAUGGAACAGGCACCCAUACAGAGUGAGCCCCGCGUCCGCCUGGUGAUGGCACAGCACAUGCUCCGAGACGUGCAGGGCAUCCUGGGCCGGCUGGAGGGUCGCACCAAUGGGCAGCCGCAGCCCGCGCCAGAGAAUGCCCCCUCGGCCCCUGACGAGCCGCCGCCCUCCACCAGCCCCGGCCAGCGGGAGCCAAUGGAGGCAGCUGAUUCGGAGCCCCCAGCCGCGCCCGGCGAGGAGAACCCCCAGCCUGGGCCGGAGCCACCCCCAGCUGCUGAAGGGGCCCCCAACCACCCGGCGCCGGCCGAGUACGUGGAGGUGCUGCUGGAGCUGCGCAGGGUGGAGGAGCAGCUGCAGCCGUUCCUGCAGCGAUACGAGGAGAUCCUGGCCACGGCCAGCACCACUGACUACAACAACAAUACGGAGGGGCGCGAGGAGGACCAGCGCAUCAUCAACCUGGUGGGGGAGUCCAUGCGCCUGCUGGGGAACACCUUCGUGGCCCUGUCUGACCUGCGCUGCAACCUGUCCUGCAGCGCCCCCCGCCACCUCCACGUGGUCCGGCCCAUGUCCCACUACGCUGCCCCUAUGGUGCUGCAGCAGGCUGCCAUCCCCAUACAGAUCAAUGUUGGGACCACAGUGACCAUGACGGGGAACGGUGCACGCCCCUCCCAGCCUGGCUCCGAGGGACCUGCCCCCACCCAGCCCUCCCCUCCGGUCCUGGCUGGAGCCCCCAGCCCCGGGGAGCCAGGCCGGGGCCCAGAGAGCCAGCUGGGGCCUGGGGCGGCCCCAACUCAGACCCAGGGCUCCCAGACCAGCCACCCCCGGGUCAUCCGCAUCUCCCACCAGACAGUUGAGCCCGUCGUCAUGAUGCACAUGAACAUACAGGAUUCUGGGUCUCAGGCACCAGGGGGCGGCUCUGGGGGCACCGUUUCCAUGGGCACUGCUGGACCAGCCGGGCAUGGCCCGGGCAUAGCAGAGGCGCUUUGCGGCUAUCCACCUGGCAGCCGGUUCUCUGUGGCUCAGGGCAGUGGCUCAUCUUCGGCGUCGUCUUCCUCCUCCUCCUCCACCACCACGACCACCUCGUCGGCCUCCUUCCCGGCCCCGGCCUCCCCGCCCACGGCCUCGGCCAGCGCAGCCACCACCAACACUGCCACCACCGCGGCGGGGGGCAGCUCUGCCGGGGCGCCAGGGGGCCCCGUGCCCUCCACCUCCUCCUCGGCCCAGCCGCCCCCGCCCGCUGACGAUCUCCACUUCUCCCAGCUCCUGGGCAACCUGCUGGGGGCGGCGGGCCCGGGCGUGGCUGGCGUGGGCUCCCCCACCAUCACCGUGGCCAUGCCUGGCAUGCCCGGCAUGCCCACCUUUCUGCAGGGCAUGACAGACUUCCUGCAGGCCACGCAGAUGGGGGCCGCCCCCCCACAGGUGCCAGAACAGGCAUCACCCUCUGCCCCUCCCCCCCCACCGCAGCCAGAGGCCCCUCCAGCCCCUGCCCUGCCUCUGAUGUCUGAGCGGGUGUCAGGCGGGGAGCGGGGGCGGGGCCGCCCCCCUGGGGGCCCCGAGGCCCUGACCCCCGAGUUCUUCAUCAGCGUGGUGCAGGGGGUGCUGUCGUCCAUGAUGGGCUCGCUGAACGCCCAGCAGGGCAGCACCGAGAGCAUCGCCAGCUUCAUCCAGCGUCUCAGCGGCACCAGUAAUCUGUUUGAGCCGGGCACUGAGGGCGCCAUUGGCUUCUUCGGGGACCUGCUCUCGCUGAUCUGCCAGAACUUCUCCAUGGUGGACGUGGUGAUGCUUCUCCAUGGGCAGUUCCAGCCGCUGCAGCGCGUCCAGCCCCAGCUGCGCCGCUUCUUCCACCAGGAGUACCUGGGGGGGCGGGAGCCCUCGGACCACAACGUGCGGGUGGCCACCCACAGCUUGAUCACUGGCCUGCAGGAAUACAUCCGCGAGAGCUUCGCCUCAGUGCGGGUGCAGGAUGGGGUCGACAUCACCCGGACCAACCUGGAGUUCCUGCAGGAGCAUUUCAGCCGCAUCGCCACCCACAUCCUGCGCUGCGCCGACCCCACCUUCGGGUGCCGGCUGCUGGAGCUGUGUAACCAGGGCCUGUUCGAGUGCCUGGCGCUGAACCUGUACUGCCUGCGGGGGGAGCGGGGCGCCCUGACCGCCGUCAUCAACGACCGCAUCGUGAGUGCCCCCAGCCCCCCACAUAGCCCCAGGGCCCCCCCGGCCAGGAUUGUGUACGACGCCUGCCUGAUGGGCAUGCCAGCCAAGCGCCGCAAGGUGAGCCCCCCAACCGCACCCCCCGGCCGAGCCCCUCAGCUGCUGAGCGACGCCUGCCUGAUGGGCAUGCCAGCCAAGCGCUGCAAGCUACUGAGCGAUGCCUGCCUGACGGGCAUGCCAGCCAAGCGCUGCAAGACCAUGCGGGGCGAUGGCCCCCAGCUGCUCCUGUCCGAGGCCGUCAGCCGAGCUGCCAAGGCCACCGGUGUCAAGCCCCUGAGCGGCAGCGAGAGCCUGAGCCGGGAGCUGGCCGAGCCGGUGCUGCAGGAGGGCUACCGGCAGCAGCUCUGCGCUGACCUCCAGAAGCGGCUGCGGGAGGAUCCCAGCUUCAGCCCCCAGCGGUUCCCCAACGCUGCCCGCGCCUUCGGGGACGAGGCCUAGGGGGCGCCUGGGCCCCCCGCCCCCUAUUUAUCCCCUGCCAAUAAAGCCACUUGGUGUCAG